GUCAUUUUUAAAGCACUGAAAUGAAAGUGUCCGGCAAUAGGAUACACUGCAUACUGGCUGUUUAAAUCGAUUGUCGGACAACCUGUCCGGACACAGAACAACUGCAACAGUUAACAGGGUAUUAACUAUAUUGUAACUGAACUUAAGUCUUAAGCAAUGGCAAUGCCCAAUGCCACGCCUGGCUAAUUCUAAUGCUGUGCAGGCGAAAUGGGCAUGAUGCGAUGCUGGUCGCGUCACGUCACCUCGAGCUCGCAGACGUGCAAACGCAGUCACUCACUCUCCACACACAUCAUGAUCACUCAGCUCAGCUCAGGCUCAGCAGCAGGUCAAAAUAAACUGAAUUAAUCAAACAGUUAGUGUGAAAGAAAGAAUUAUUUUCGCUCACCUUGUAAAUGACAAAGAAAGGAAGCUUCAAGGCUACACACAUCACCAUGGAGACGGAACAAGAUGCUCAUUUCUGCCUUCGUUGUAACACAGAGAUUAAAGGGUUGAUGGCUUACGUAUCUCACUGUCAGACUGGAUGCUCGCCAGAUGAUACAUCUACAGACGUUCAAGAUGCUCAAGAUAAAGGAAAGGGUGAUCCUCAGGAAGAUGCAGUGGUAAACGAUGCCAAUGCAGAAUAUGCUGUGAUUGAUGGAGAACCUAUGGCAAUAGACCCUCCACAUCCCCCUGAAAGCUCGCCAGUGAAACGUGGCAGGAAACGGAAGGUAACGUCCCCACAAGCUACCCCUCAGAAAACUCCUGAGCAGAAGCAAAUGGAAGAGAGUACUAUCGAUUCUCCAAGGAGGUCUGGUCGUAGGGGAAUUAGGAUAUCAUAUGUGGAUCUAGUCGCAGGAAAAGACAGGAGCGAAGCCAGAAUGUCCAGCGAUGAUGGCAAAGGAGAGAAUGAAAAAAUGGGAAGUAAGAAAAAUAAGGAAUCUAAAGCCAAGGAAUCUAAAGAUAAGGAUACCAAGGUCAAGGGUUCCAAAGGCAAAGGGGUAAUUGGAAAGGCCAAAACCAAGGAAAGUCCCCCUCGGAAGGUUGGUAGGCCAAGGAAGAUUAUCAAAGGAAAAGGGUCAGAAGCAGAAAAAGUAGAAAAGAAAAUCAAAGAGGAAGUGGAUGAAGAUGGAUGGAUGGAGAAUAUAGAACAGUUGAAGCCAGCCGGAGAGGAGGUUGGUGAAGGAAAGAAAAGGGGCACACAAAAACUUGGUCAAAUGGUGAAGCUUAGAGCAUUUAAAGAGAAAAAUCAGAAGACCCUGAAAAAUAGAAGGGAAUUGCAGGCAGCAGCAAAGAAGAAACUUGCAGAAAAGAAGAAGAAAAGGAGUAUACGAGUGGAGAAGAAAGAACAAGAUAAAGAACAAGACACAGAUGUAUCAGAUAGCAAUGAGGGUGGUGUCCUAGAAGAUGUAGCUGCAGUGAAUGAUGAAGCUGCAAUAACCAAUGAAGCUGAUCUACCGAAUCAACAAGAAGCAAAGAUCCUCAUUAAAAAUGGAAAAUUUUAUUGCACAGUAUGUGGGAUCUACUGCACCUCAAAGAAGAAGAUAGACAUGCAUUGUAGUACCAGAAAGCAUAUCAAAAGGUUUAAGUUGGGCAUUGUUGCACCUGAAGAGGAUGAAAAACCACCUCUUGAAGUUGAUGACCAGGAUUUGCUUGAAUGUACCAUUUGUGCAUACAGAACUAAGAAUGAGGGCCACUUUGCUAGGCAUCUUGCUUCCAUCAGUCAUGCUCAGAAAAGCGAAGUGGAUCUUCAUGCUUGUAAUAAGUGCCACCGGAAGUAUAAAACCGAAGAGGAGCUUCAGAAUCAUCAAGAAUUUCACAGCGUUCCAAGAUGUGGAAAGUGCAAAGAAACUUUUGAAACGGAGGAACUCUUGGAAGAACAUCUGGAAGAAUCAGGACACAGGGUUGUGCAUCGUUGUCCAACAUGUGACAAGACUUUCUCCAGCAAGGGUAAUCUUCGAUACCACAUGAGGAUACACGACCCUGACUGCAGAUACACUUGUGAUAUUUGUGAUUAUUCUUGUGCACAGUGGGCGGACAUGAAGAAGCACAAGCUACGUCACAUGGGAAUCAAGCCAUUCAAGUGUGGCCUUUGCGAGGCUGAAAGUCUGACCAAGCAUGGCAUGGAGAGGCACAUGAGAACACAUCUUAUUCGCACCAAGGAUUACAUCUGUGACAUAUGCGGCAAAGGGUAUUGCGAAGAGUACUUGAUGAAGCAGCACAAGUACAUGAAACAUAACCUUGAGAGACGAUUUAAAUGUGACUUUGAAGGAUGUACCUUUGCUUUCAAGUUCAAAUCAUCACUGGUAACUCAUCAACGUAUGCAUACUCAAGAAAAACCUUACCUGUGUACUGAAUGUGGAUAUAAAGCUUCCACCAAGUACGGUCUCACAAAACACAUUCGUCUUCAUACUGGGGAGAAACCAUUCCACUGUGACUUCCCAAACUGCAAUUACAAGUGUCGUCUAUCGACGCAUCUCAGUCGCCAUAAGAUCAUUCACACAGGGCUUAAGCCCUAUCACUGUCCCUUCUGCUUGUAUUCAUGUAACAAUAAGCAAAACUUGCGGAAGCACCUGCUAAACACAAAAUCACACUCUGGCUUGAAAAUGUAUAGGUGCAAGGUGUGCCCAAGUUAUGAAACCAAUGUCUUCAGAGAUUAUGUCUACCACAUUCGCCAAAACCAUGCCGAUGAUGACAAGUAUAUCAGUUACUUUGAAGUAGCAGAGAGUGUGACUAGGAAAAAUGAAAAUAUGGCUGCAGCCUUGAGAGGUGAGGAGAAUGUUGCAACAGAUUUGAUACAGUCGGAAGAAAUGAUGACCGAGGAGGAUCUGCAGUCUUUCUCGGUAGUGACUGUUGUGCCAGGAAAGAAAGGUGGGAGGAAAAGAAAUGUAACCAUCAUGGAUGACAGAGAAGAAGUUCAAAAGAAGUUGGAGCAGGUGAUUUUGGCCCUUGAAGAUCAUUCUGCUGAGGUAGAGGCCAAGGCAGCAGAAGAAUCUCAGGCAACAGAAAAAGCAGAGGAAACAAACAUAGUGGAGGCAGGUAACAGUUCACAGGAGGUGGAAACUGUUGUACCUGUCACAGGCAGUAAUCUCGAAGACUUGGUCAGCCUGGCUGCCAAGGAGCUUGGGCUGGGUACAGACGGGGAGACCAUCGUCAUUGUUCCAGAGGUGGAGAACGAAACGGAGGUCUGCACGACGGAAACAACCGAGGUGAUGAUACCUGCAGGGGAGGGAGGGGAAGGUAUAACUCAGUUUGUAGUGGAGUUUGAUCAGCAAGGUCGAUUGGUGACUGAAGAAGACUUGGCAGCAGCUACCUGGCUUCAAACCAUGGGAAACGUUCAGGAUGUCACUGUAGAGAUCCAAGAAGAAGCUGCAACAGAAGUAGUUCAAGGGUGAUUAAAAAUAGCAUUGAACCUAUCCCUCCUCUGAUAUUGAAACUAGUUUAACAAUGAAUACGUCUCAUAUUCAUGUUUAGAUGCCUGUUAUGUAAAAUAUGGGUGAUGUAGAGAUACAAACAAAUCCAGAAAGGAAGAAAUAAGAAGUAAAAAAAUUGUCAGAUUAUUCUUAUACAUGUAUGAGUAAUGAUGAGUAUGACUAUUUGCAAAUUGUCUCCAUUUUCAUCAUGCCUUUUGACCUGAAUUUGCAAAAAUGAAAUAAAUUUUUGAGAUUUACUCUGGUUAAGAUUUCCAUAGGUAUUGCUUCGAUAUCAGUGAGUUUUAGGUUGUAACUCACAUAAAUGACAUUGCCUGGAUGAAAAAAUCUGAGACACAGAGUUGUUUUGCGUUCACAAAACUUUUUUAAAAUGGUGAUGAAAUAAUAUCAUUUUAAAUGUAUGUGAAAAAUAAGAGUGGCUGUCCAACAAUGUUCUUUGAUAAUACUUGUAUUGGAUAUUAAAAUAAAAAAUAAGUUUGACGUCCUUGAUAAGGUCACUUAUGAUAAAGAGGGAAAAUUUAGUAAAAGAAAAACUUGCAUUGAUGAUUAACUAACUAUAUUUGUAUUUUUUAAAAUACGUUUUAUUGUUAUAAUUACUAUUAUUACUCUAUCAUUUGUACAUUUAAAUUAUUGUGUGAAAUUAGAAUUGUAUUGAAUGACAAUGAACUGUUAGAUUAUGAUUCAACUGUUUUUAUUGAUUUAUUUGGUUGAAGUAUUGUAAGUGAUGCAUGUAUGAUAUUUUGGAGGUUUAGAACAAACAAAGGACAAAGAGUUUAGCCAAGUUCAUACACUUAAAAAAAUCAGAUGAUCAUUUUUUUUGGGGGGGGGGACAAUGAUAGAAGGAAAUUUGAGACUGAGUUUAUUAAUUUAUCUUAAUUAGAUAAGAUGAAAAAUGGAUUAUAUUGAAAACAAUAUGUCUAGCAGUACAAACUGAAAUGAAAAUGAAUUACAAAUAGACAAAAUUGAGACAUUAAACAAGAAAGAGUAUAAAAUAUUGGGCAUGAAGAGGUAAUUCCCACAGUGCACUUGAGAAAGAAGUAGAAAA
This is a messenger RNA of Lytechinus variegatus (green sea urchin), 4452 nucleotides long. RefSeq names its product zinc finger protein 37-like. Gene Ontology annotation, biological process: regulation of transcription by RNA polymerase II. NCBI's taxonomy places the organism in Eukaryota, Metazoa, Echinodermata, Echinoidea, Temnopleuroida, Toxopneustidae. The record is from RefSeq and is a predicted model, not a curated record. The transcript has 3 exons. Gene Ontology annotation, cellular component: nucleus. Gene Ontology annotation, molecular function: DNA-binding transcription factor activity, RNA polymerase II-specific; RNA polymerase II transcription regulatory region sequence-specific DNA binding; zinc ion binding. Bases 393 to 3371 code for a protein of 992 amino acids.